Molecule: messenger RNA, 2055 nt
Organism: Rhizoctonia solani
Lineage: Eukaryota; Fungi; Basidiomycota; Agaricomycetes; Cantharellales; Ceratobasidiaceae
Product: AGC/AKT kinase gad8
Exons: 11
Coding region: 1-2055 (684 amino acids)
Biological process (GO): protein phosphorylation
Molecular function (GO): protein serine/threonine kinase activity; ATP binding
Source: RefSeq, a predicted model, not a curated record
AUGUCUGGCUGGAAGCUUGGAAAGAAGAAAGAGCCCAAAGACUCGCGUUCGGCCACACCGAUCCAGUCGAGGCCGACGACGCCAGGACCGAAGAACGGAGCGAGCCAAGAUGUGAUCAUGAACCCGCCACCCAAUCUCCGCCACGGUGUCCUCGCAGUCCGCAUAUACGCUGGACGCGGCUUCAACCUCCCCACCGGUGUCGAUCUCCCCGCCGCCAUAUCACGUGCAAUGGCAAGUGCCCCUCCACCCCAGGCACGGGGCACACGCGACAGCAUGCAGCGCAAACGCAUGUGGUGGCUGCCCUAUGUCGUUGUCGAGUUUGACAAGAACGAAGUCUUGGUCGAUGCCCUUGGCGGCGAGCUCGCCAACCCAAGCUGGAUGUACAAGGCUCAUUUCGAUGUGUCGAGGCAGUCUAAUCUCUCCUUGUCUGCUUAUUUGCGGACGGCGCCGUCAUCGGGCAGUGACAAUGACAUGGGCAAUGAUAUCUUGCUCGGUCGAUUGGACGUUACACCCAUGCUCGAAGGUGUUCAAUCCGUCGACUCGUGGUUCCGCGCCACCACCGGUACUGGCGAAUUCCACAUGCAAGUCCAGUUCCGCCCUAGCAAGAACGAACCCCUCACGAUCGAGUCGUUUGAUCUUCUCAAAGUCAUCGGUAAAGGCUCCUUUGGCAAAGUCAUGCAAGUCCGGAAGCACGACACCUCCCGGAUCUAUGCUCUCAAGACCAUUCGCAAGGCUCACAUUGCGUCACGACCGGGAGAGAUUACCCAUAUCUUGGCCGAGCGCACUGUUUUGGCCCUGGUGAACAAUCCGUUCAUCGUUCCUCUCAAAUUUAGCUUCCAAAACCAGGAAAAGUUAUAUCUCGUCAUGUCGUUUGUCAACGGAGGAGAAUUAUUCUAUCAUCUUCAAAGGGAAGGUCGCUUUGAUAUCAACCGGAGUAGAUUCUAUGCGGCCGAGUUGUUGCUGGCAUUGGAGCAUUUGCAUGGGUUUGAUGUUGUCUACCGGCAAGUCGUCCCUUUUUUUUCUCUCGUUGCCACGUCCAGAGGUUCUUACUCUAAACAUGUGAAUUCCGACAUCCCAACGAUGUUCACGCGCCUUGUUGUCACACACGCAUAUCCAUUUCCAUCCAACAGCGACCUCAAACCCGAAAACAUUCUCCUCGACUACACCGGUCACAUUGCACUAUGCGACUUUGGGCUCUGUAAACUCAACAUGAGUGAAGAAAAAAAGACCAACACGUUUUGUGGCACUCCCGAGUAUAUCAGUCCCGAGUUGCUUCAAAACCAGGGGUACACAAAGACGGUCGAUUGGUGGACGUUGGGGGUGUUACUAUAUGAGAUGAUGCCCGGUGGGGCCGUCAUGGGUCAUGCGGGGAGGGGCGAGGUUGGCACUUCGGCUGGACAGAAGUCCAAUGGGACGUCGAGCUCGUGCGUGCGUGCGAAAGAUGGCUAUAUUUUCCCCAAGGGCGCUACAAUUUCGCACGCACGCACGCACGCGCUCACGACUUGGGGAUUACUACGGCAUUUUCGUGCCCAGGCUGUGGAGUUGCUUGCGCAUGAGGGCCGUUGGAAGGUUAUGGCACGUCACCAUGUGUUCAUAUUACCUGAUAGCGGGCAUGUGUUUACUGGUCUCCCACCGUUUUAUGACGAGAACGUAAACACGAUGUAUCAGCGCAUUCUCCGAGACCCGCUUCGUUUCCCGGACGAAAUGCAUCCCGAAGCGAAGAGCGUCAUUACCGGUUUGCUCCAGCGCGACCCUAACAAACGCUUGGGUAAUAAUGGAGCCGAGGACAUCAAGAACCAUCCGUUCUUCAGGAACUAUGUCGAUUGGCAUGCGCUAUCUCGAAAGAAGAUCCAGCCGCCGUUCAAACCCAGUGUCCAGAGCGCCGCCGACACGAGCAACUUUGAUGCUGAGUUCACGAGCGAGGUUCCGCUAGACUCGGUCGUCGAAAAUUCACAUUUGAGCGAGACGGUUCAAGAUCAAUUCAAGGGCUUCACGUACAACCCCGCCAACGAGCAUUUAAGCGAGAGCGUGGGGUACGGCAGUGCCAUGGGCUAA